Messenger RNA from Calliphora vicina (urban bluebottle blowfly), 2492 nucleotides. Its product is annotated as protein ABHD18. Lineage: Eukaryota; Metazoa; Arthropoda; Insecta; Diptera; Calliphoridae. The record is from RefSeq and is a predicted model, not a curated record. The coding region runs from base 83 to 1447 and encodes 454 amino acids. The transcript has a single exon.
UUACUUCACACGCGUACGGUGUUGUCUGGGUUUGGGAAUAAGUUCCUUCAAAACAAUUUAUAUAAUUUAAACGCGAAAGAAUAUGGCUCCUAGUAAAUUAGAUAGUAUAUAUCGUCGAAUGUUGAUUACCAGAUUCUUUGAAAGAGGAUGGGGUAAACCUGAGAACUUGCAAAAACUGUUUCAAUUACGGAAGAUUAUUUCGCAUCGAAAUACGUGUUUUCCUUUAGUACCUAAAGAUUACCCUGUGCAAAUCCUGAAUGAACAUAGAUCCCCUGACUGCAUAGUAUUGGAGGGAAAUUUCCUUACGCCUUUAGAACUUCAUCUACCAGGUAUAGUACCUAAGGCGGCUCAAACUGCUCAUUUCCAGGUUGUUUUACCCAAUAAAUGGAAGGAUAGACACCAUCCUAUGUGCAUUCAUUUAGCAGGAACUGGGGAUCAUUUCUUUUGGAGACGUCGUAAUUUAAUUGCAAAACCUCUGUUAAGGGAUGGCAACAUUGGUUCGAUUAUACUGGAAAAUCCAUUUUAUGGAUCACGUAAACCUGACAAUCAAGUACGUUCAAACCUUCAUAAUGUUUCGGAUAUAUUUGUAAUGGGAGGUUGUCUCAUACUAGAAUGCCUGGUCUUAUUGCAUUGGUGUGAACGGAAUGGUUUCGGUCCCUUAGGAAUUACUGGUUUGUCAAUGGGUGGUCACAUGGCGUCUUUAGCUGCUACUAAUUGGCCGAAACCGCUGGUACUAGUGCCUUGCCUCUCUUGGUCUACAGCUGCGACUGUUUUUACAACAGGUGUUAUGAGUCAAUCGAUUAAUUGGGAUAUGCUGGAAACUCAAUACUAUUCUGAUGGCAAAUACAGUGAACGACUAUCCAAAAUGGUUACUGUCAUCGAUGAUGCUUUUAUGGCAGGACAAAAAUUUAUACGUAAUUUUAACCAAUCAUUGAUUGAACUGGAAAAGGAUAUAAAAAAUUCGAAAAUCAACAAAUUACCAGGACCAGAUGAUGUGAUUGAAGAUAAACACUCUUUAACUAGAUUAAUGAAUUUUAUACUUCCAAAUAAAAGUAAAGAAAAUAAAAUAAAUAUAACAAAAAUAAAUUGGUGGGAACGAGAGGCGUUACAAUUUAUGAGAGGUAUGAUGGAUGAGUGCACUCAUCUUAAGAAUUUUUCCGUUCCAAAAGACACUUCUUUAAUAAUUGCUGUUUGUGCUAAGGAUGAUGCAUAUGUGCCAAGAGAAGGUUGUACGGGCUUGGAAGAUAUUUGGCCGGGUGUAGAAGUUCGUUAUUUAGAUGCCGGUCACGUGAGCGCGUAUGUUUUACAUCAAAAACUGUUUAGAUCGUGUAUUAUUGAAGCGUUUGAAAGAGCUAAAAAAUUGGACACACAAGGUUUAAAUAAAGAACAAACAGCUAGUGAAUUGACGUAUCAUCAACUUUUGGAAAAAUAUGUUAACACAUUGUAAUGGCGCAACAUUUAACCAUUAUAAAGUGCGAUUAUUUUUUAAGGGCUAGUUUUUAGGAUGUAGUUCAACUAAUUUCGUUAGUCAAAUUUAGUUUAAACUUGAAAUGUUGUUUUUCAUACAUAGUUCCAUUUAGUUAAUAAUCUGGUAUUAACCAAGCUGCAUUGCCGGCUUAGUUAAGUAAAAACCAGUAAGCUAAGUAAUAGUUUUAAUAAUUUACUCCAAAAACUUUUAUAGAAAAAAAUAUUCGAACAGAUAUUUUUUUGAAAAUAUUUAAGUUUUUAAAAAUUGCUUUAACAAUAUUAUCCUGGAAAUUAUAUGUUCUCAUUAGCGAAUACAUAAUUAUCCAAUUUUUCAAUUUGUCUAUAUUCGACAAAUAUUUAUCAUAACAAUUAAUGACAAAGUUGUCUGAGCUAAAGCACUAACAAAUAAUAACACCUGAUAAAUUUGUCUCUUGACAACGAUUUUGAAGUUUAUCAUAACAAAAAUUUAUCAAUUAUAGACAUAGGGUUCAAAAGUUGACUUUUCCUAUAAUUAAUUUAAUUCUAUCAGUUAGUCUUUACAAGAUUUAUUAAAUAUUUAAUAAUUUCUUGUUUUGUGUGUAAUUUAUCUCUACUUCUGAAAAAAAGGACCACAACAUUUUAAACAAAGUGUUUGACAUAGAUUUCGGUACAACCCCUGUUUAUGCAGCAACCUUGACUUUUUUAGUGACACAAGCGGAGGAAAUACUGAUUUCGUUUGUAAAUAAUUUUUUAUUUUCUUUUUAAAUAUGUUUUUAAUUCUUUAACUAUUUCACUACAAUUUCAGAAUUAUUUUAUGACAAGCUAGUAAAACUGGCACUAUUUGAAUUGAAAAAACGUAAUCGUUUGUUAAAUCCAGUAGAAAAUUGUCUCAUGUUUAAUAUAACAGCAUGCUAAACCAUGUUUAACUAACAAUUAAGAAACUAGCCCUAAAUAUUUAUUUAUUUACAUAUGUAAUAUGUAUUUUAUAUACUGAGUUUAAAUGUUUGUUAAUAAAUUCUCAAAAACGAUGUAAUUUUUUCUAAAAA